AUGUUACACGCAGGCAUAUCCGCGAUACCAGUGCCCGGUGCAUCAAUAUCCUCAGCCUCACCAGCAACCCUAACCCACACGCCCGAGACAACAACAACAACAGAAACCACCCCAACAACCCAGACCCCCCAACGCUUCUACCGCCUCAAAAACCAAGAACCGACCACUACUCCCCCCACCGCGAAUCCCCCCACCACCCCCGCGCACCUAAUCGAAACCACGCGCCGCACCGCGCUCUACACGCUCACCCUGUGCCGCAACGUCAUCACGAUCCUGGAGUUAACGCGGCUCCGCAAAUCCCGGAUCGGCUUGCUGCACUGGCUCGAGUUCUGGAACCGGUACUACGGACGGCGGUUCGGGCGGGCGCUGGCCGCGCACGUCACGCAGGCGCUGGGCCGCGUGGACGCGCUGUUCCGGGGCGUGGCGGCGGACCUGCACCAGCUGACGCAGCGGGUGCAGCACGCGGUGGCGACGGCGCUGCACACGGAGCACGAGAUUCUGGGGCUACUCGAGCGCAUGGAGGACGAGGUCGGGGUGCGGCGCCGGCGGCGCCGGAAGAAGGCCCAGGCCAUUCUGGGCGGCAUGCGCGCGCGGCUCGAGGCCAUCCCCGUCAAGGUGAGCGAUGAGUUGCUGGAUGAUCUCAAGCGCGGCGUGUUUGCGUUGGAUGUCUAUUGUGAUUAUUAUCCUGGCGAUGAAGGGACCGGGGUGGUAGGGUCUUCGGCUGGGGUUGGAGGGGAGGAUGGGCGUCGUGGUGGUGGUGGUGGUGGUGCGUGGACGGAGACGCGGUAUAUCACGCGCAGGCCGGUGAGUAUGGCGCCCAACUACACUCCUUAA
This is a messenger RNA of Aspergillus japonicus CBS 114.51, 834 nucleotides long. RefSeq lists its product as uncharacterized. NCBI's taxonomy places the organism in Eukaryota, Fungi, Ascomycota, Eurotiomycetes, Eurotiales, Aspergillaceae. The transcript is spliced from 2 exons. The record is from RefSeq and is a predicted model, not a curated record. Bases 1 to 834 code for a protein of 277 amino acids.